Molecule: messenger RNA, 156 nt
Organism: Auanema sp. JU1783
Lineage: Eukaryota; Metazoa; Nematoda; Chromadorea; Rhabditida; Rhabditidae
Source: the annotation of a GenBank genome assembly
AUCACCGAAGAAAUGGAUGGUAACGCUUCCAACCCCUUCACUACAGUUUGCCCUCAUGUGGUGGCUCCUGUUAAUGACGUUUCGACUGAUGCUACUCCGGCUCCUGUUGAUGCUCCUCCGGCUCCUAUUGAUGUUGCACCUCAAAGACCCGAUUGA